This is a messenger RNA of Petromyzon marinus (sea lamprey), 11868 nucleotides long. Its product is annotated as tensin-3-like. The record is from RefSeq and is a predicted model, not a curated record. Gene Ontology annotation, molecular function: protein binding. NCBI's taxonomy places the organism in Eukaryota, Metazoa, Chordata, Hyperoartia, Petromyzontiformes, Petromyzontidae. Gene Ontology annotation, cellular component: focal adhesion.
CCUCAAAGUGCACCUGGCCUGGCACAGGCGAUGUGCUGACGUCACCGUCACUGGAUGGCGAAUUGCGGGAAUUGGUGUUGGUUAGUAGUGGCACAAUGGUUCAUGGACUGUGCUAUGAACCCUGUGAUUCAAUUACGACUUCCGACCAUCGCUAGAUAUCAGUGGCGAGUGAUAUUGGAACCUGUCCAAGGGCUCCCAUUGAUUGGCUCGGCAUUAAAUGAGUAGCUGGUGUUGUGCAUAAACAUCAGCACUGGGGAGACAAACGCAGAAGGGCAUGGUGCUUGUCACAUCACCCAGUGGUGUGUCAUAUCAGCUGUGAGAGAUGUUCGCUAUCAGCAAUUGCCCCAACAAUCUAUCUUGUCUUCACGUGUAUAUGUGCAUGCUGUGUGUGUGUGUGCUUGUAUUCGCCCACGUGUGUUUGUGUCUAAAUGUCUACCACCUGCUGUGCCAGACAUUUGGUAUCAAGGGACCCCACAGUCCAUUCUUCCCCUCUUUUUCUCAAAAUCCCUGUCCAAACAGCACAGGUGCAGACACCAAUUCCAGAGUGAGUGCUAAAUUCCCCGUGUUUAUUGUGCUUCUGCCUAAAUUUAAACUAAAAUGUCAACAAAAUGUUUUUUUGUGCCAAAAGUAGCUCAUUCUUUUGCAGAGUUUAUGUUGGCAUUUUACUGCUCAGAUAGACACGUGGUCGCAAAAGCAGCUGUGGCUUUAGUGAAACGGGGCGGUAUAUAAUGACGUCUCUAUGAAUUCAGAAUGCAAUAUAUUAGUGAAGGAGAUGGGACAUGUAGAGAAUGAGGCAGAUAGGAUCAGAGAGAGAGAGAGAGACAGCCUGUCAAACGUGAUGGUAGUUGGAAAUGUUGUAACAUAUACAAUGGGUGAAGUAGACACCAGGGAUGUAGAGUUUAUUGAAACACAUGGUAAAGACAGGUUAAAAUUAUAAAACGUUGGUAAUAAUCAUUGUACUUCGCAUUGUGUUUAUAGUGGUAUCAAUUCCCGGAUAAGGCGUCUGUGUGUACCUGAAUCCUGUGUUCAAUAAAAUACUUUUGGGGAAAAAAAGAUAUACAAUGGGAGGCCAGGAGAGUGGCUGUUGUCCUUCCCCCGCAUCUUCGAUGAGCAUGGUUGGCUACGUACGGUGUGAAAUAAGUUCAACAUACAUACUAAAGAGAAAUACAAUAAACAGAAGGGAAUGAGAAAUGUAACUAAUAAAAAGACUACAUUAGAGAUAUACUACGAAUGGUACAAAGAGAAUCAGUGAGAGCAACAUGGCACCAGCGGUGGUUUGGGGGAGAGAAAGGGUCUGUAUAGGGGAAGGUAAGGAAGCAGAUUAAAAUGACAAAAGCGAGGUGGGGAUCAGAGAUGGAAGUGGGAGAAAUUAUUGAGAUGGGAGAGCAGAGCUAAGGAUGUGGAGGCAAGGGGGUGAGACGGGUGACGACAGAAACAGACAUUUAUAAAGAAAAUAAUUUUCAACAUCUGUUAACGACUCAUCAAAGAAAAUCCUUAACGGUAUAAACAGCAGACUCCAGUAUGUGCGGGUGAAUGUAUGUGUGCGCACGCGCGCGUGUGCAUGUGUUUAUCUGUCAGUGUUUAUCUGUGUGUGGGUGUGCCAUAUUAGCUUAUGAGAGCCCUUUGAAACAAAACAGAUCCCAGGUCUGGUAAUGGAUCACGCAGGUCCACGUGGUGACGCACAGGCCCAGUGGGGGUCACUCCUUGGCACUCCCUUCUGAUAUCCAUCAUGAGCACAACUCCUAUAUCUCCGUUAGGGUCAAUGGCUUUGAGUGGCUCGUACAGCGAGACACACCUCACUGCCAGCCACGCAUGACACAACCCACUAUUGACUUUAGCACAUGUAGAGUGGCACUGUCAAUGUAUAGUGAUACAGCAGUAUCCGCUGAUAAAUCCAUGCCUAAAAUCUAGCGGUUUGGAGGCAGGGGUUAGGAGUGCGGCAAAUAGACGUAUGGAUCUGUCUGUGCGGACCUUUGUUUUACCCUGUAUAUGUUUGGUUAUUCUCCAGGUGUUAAAAUUUUGCAAAAUUACCAUUAAAAAGGAAUUGACUAAACAUCCCAAUGCAGGACCAUUCGAGAGAAAAAAAUCCUGAGAUUGAAUGAGGCUUUCCUGGAUAAAUGAAAUUAAAAUUUCAGUCACAAGUACAAUUUUGUUCAUGAUAAAUAUUAGCAGACUUGAGAUGAACAACUCUGGAAUGUAAUAAUUUCAUUUUAGUUAUAUUACAGCAAUAGAGACUCAAUUACACAGCUACAAAAUUGUUGCAAAUAAUAAGGGGAAACACUUUGCAACAGUAAUAGUGAUUUUGAUUUAGAGCUUUCGUGACUGCAGGGAUUCCUAUUCAUAUACCGAAAGAACCAAGAAUAGUAAUAGUGAUGUGUUUUUUUAGGCAAAGUCAGGUUCGAGGGAAACUUAACACGUGUUUUUUUUUCAUAGCCAAUAUUAUGAUUCAAACUUGUUUUUUGGGUUAGGCCAUGUAUUGUAAUGUUACAUGGCCAUGUAAUGUAAUGUUACAUAGCGUAACCCAUCAUAAAAUCAACAAUGAAUGAGGGAAGUUUGUUGUAAAACAGAACUUUAAAAGCAUGGACAGACUCACAUUAAUUUGCAUCAGUUAUGGUUCUGAGGGAGCGGUGCUGCAUUGCGUUAUGAACCUUGGCGACCUUAUUUCCAUUCCCGGCCAUGGCUUAUGUGUACUGACCAGCGUGGUGAAGUAUGGUCAAACAAUCCCCAUGACUGACACGGUGUGGGCAGGCCUUCAUCCAACAGUCGAUUGACAAUAGGCUGUAAAUUAUUACAUUUAUUAUGCUUCUAUAAAUACAUCCGUAACAAAAUCCACUUCAAUAAUAACUUAAUUUAAUACUUAAUAGGGCGUCUCACUUUAGGCUCGUGCAAACAAUGUUUGUUUAGGAUCCUAAGUGCAAAACUUUGAACCCAGUCUGGAUGGUGGUCCUCUGGAUAAACCUGUCCCCGACAUAGCAACAUGGAAUGUACACCUUCGGGCAGAGCUACCAAUGAAGAUAUGAGUCCUGUUACUUUAAUAAUAUCACUUGCCCAUUUCCACAAUUCGUAGGACGUUCAGUCUGCCAUAUGGUGCUUUGUGUAUCAUUUUUGUGGCUUUCGCCCUCCUUGUUAUUUCUCCCUUGAUGGGUUCCUCCUCUUCGGCUGCCAGAAAGAAUGUUAUUUCAUGCGUCCAUUCUAGGAACACCUCAAUGGAGCGCCCUCAUGAUGGUGGUUGUGUUUUGGGAGAUUUUUAAGAAGCUGGGAGGGCCGGGUGACUCUGAUGGCCAUGAGGUUGUUUUUUUACUAUCGAGAAAGAUGUGUGUGUCUACGGGUAAAAUAUUUAUAAAGCAUGGCAAGGUGGGGGUGGACAUCCAGGGAAAAACUAAAAAAAAGUUGGAGCUCAUUGUGAGACCGAGAUUCAGCAUUUCAAGCAAAGCCACACUGGUGGUGGUGGUGGCGUCAGACCGAACUUGCAGACAGGAAGUGGGAGGCCCUCUGCACGCAGCCACACCCCACCCCCAGCCAGCCAGCCACCCACCCACCCACACUCAGGCUCGAGGGGAGAGGGGUAGGAGGGGUGGGUGGCUCGUGGUUUAUUUGGUCAAUCAUUAUACCGCGGGGGCUUAGACGAGGAGAAGGGAGAGCAAGAGACAGACGGGCGGGCGGGCAGACGGGCAAAGAGCAUGCGUCUGCAGGGGCAGAUUGCUGUGGAGCCUCCUGUGAGCUGUACCCAGCCGAGCAGUGCCAAGCUGCCUCUGAUGCAGGCAGAGAGGACGACUCCCCAGGCUUCAUCGAGCGCCGGGGCCUACGAGCUGGUGAAUCUGUCCAAGACGGCGCGCGUGGCCGAGAUGGAGGCCCCCUUCGAGUUCGACCUGACGUACAUCACGGAGCGCAUCAUCGCCACCACGCUUCCGCCCGGCAUCGCAGAGCACGCGCACCAGAGCAGCCUCCGCGACAUCGCCGGCAUGCUCACCUCCAAGCACGCCGACAAAUACCUGAUCAUUAACCUUUCCGGAAGGCGGAAUGAGAUGCUGCAACUCAACCCACAGGUGUUGGAUUUUGGCUGGCCAUCGCGCCACGCGCCUCACCUGGACACGCUGUGUAGCAUCUGCAAGGCCAUCGACUCCUGGCUCAACUCACACCCCCUGCAUGUCGCUGUGCUUCACUGUGCGGGUAACAGCGGGAGUGCCGGUGUUGUUAUCGCUGCCUUUAUGCACUACAGUGCCAUCUGUGCCAGUGCGGAUCAGGCUCUGGACAGAUUUGCCAUGAAGAGGUUUUACGUGGAAAAGUUUGCGUCACUCACCCAACCCUCACAGCAACGGUACGUGUAUUAUUUCAACGGCCUACUGUCAGGUUCCAUCAAGAUGAACAGUGCCCCUGUGUACCUCUCCCACAUCCUCCUUCAUGGUGCAUGGGGUCCCCCAGGUGGGCGCGUUUUCCUGCGCGUGUACCAGGGGCUGCACCUGUACUACACCUCACCUGUGUACACGGUCCGCGCGGAGGUGCGUGACGGAGCCCCGCUGUGCGUGAACCUCUCCCCGGGAGUGGUGCUCAAGGGCGACAUCCUGGUGAAAUGUUACCGGAGCUCGGAGGACGGUCGGGAGGUGGUAUUCCGCGUGCAGUUCCACACGUGCACGCUGCAGGGCAACCGCCUGAAAUUCACAAAACACGACCUGGACGAAGCCUGUGCUGAUCCUGGCUUCCCAGACUCUGGCCAGGUCGAGUUGCUCUUUUCCCCUGGCCCAAUCCAUGAUGUUGGGAAAGGAGAUGUACCCCCGGGCAUUACGGUGGACUGCAGUUCCAGUGACCCGAUCCUCCGCUGGGUCUCAUACGGGGACCUUCAUGCUCAGCUCACUAAUGACCCAUCAUGCAAACAGGGAGAGAGAUUCCCUGGGGGUGAGGUAUCCCCAGAGCUCUCCCUCUUCACUCACUCAGCCCCUACAGCCACAACUCAUCCCACUCUCUCCGUUAGCAGCGACUCUGGCCACUCCACCGCCUCUGUACGCACGGCUAAUGAACCCUACUCGCAGCUGCCACAAGCACAGCCACAACAGCACCAACUCCUACAACAACAGCAGCAGCAGCAGCGGCAGCAACAACAACAGCAGCAGCAGCAACAUCAGCAGCAGCAACAGCCACAGGCGCAGUCAACGUCGCCCUCCGAGUUCACGGCCACGGGCAGGAGCGGCGAGCCUGGGCCGCCCGUGCCGUCCGUGCCGUCGGGCCCGUCGGCGAGCGAGCAGCGGGACCUGGAGGAGCUGCUGAGGGGCUUCAGCCUGGACGGGGGCGACCUGUGCCACCCGGGCGAGCCUCACCGGGGCGGCCCCAGGACAGCGGGGACGCAGCUGCACGCCAUGCGCGGCCUGCAGCAGAACGGGGGUCAUGCAGGCGGGGUCGCCGUGAGCAUUCCCGUGGGAGGAGAAGCCCGGCACCACAAGGUUCUGGUCCAGGUGCACACCGAGCGCCGAGCCGGUGCCGGCAGUGGCGGCGGCUUGAACGAUCGAGAGACGGACAUUCUGGACGACGAGCUGCUCCCCCCGCACGACUUGCGCAGCGUGGACAGCCUGGGCACGCUCUCCUCGCUGGAGGGUGGCACGCUGAGCCCUUCGGGGGCCGGGGCCGGCGGGGAAGGGCUGGGUGGCGACAGUGGGCCCGCGGCCGGGCGCUACGGCUUCCUGCAGGAGCCGCACAAGGUGAGCCAGUGCUCGCUGCUGUCGGACAGCACCGGCUACAACACGGUGGAAGAGCCGCAGCAAGACACGCCGUGCCCCACGCACAGCUGGGUGCAGCAGCAGAGCAUGUACGCCAACGCCGGCGCCAAUGCCAACGCCGGGCUCGGCGGCUCGGCCGGCGUGGACGAGUACGGGUUGACGUACCGCUCGCGGACUCCGCUCGUCGCCACCGCCGCGUGUUCGGCGCCGGCGCAGCAGAACAUCAUCUACUCCGAGCCCAGCGGGGACUCGGGCGCCCUGGCGGUGCCGCACACACCGGCCCGUGGCUCCAGCAGCCGCCACGCCGUGCAGCGCGGCGUGGGCUCCUGGAGCUCGCACGGCGGCGCGGGACAGCUCGCCGCCGCGCUUCGCGGGGGCGACUCCCCCGUGCCGCCGCUGUCCUCCCUCAGAAUAGAGGGACGGCAGAACGACCACGGCCCACGGGAAGGCCCGAGCAGCGGCGCCGACGGGCCCCAGCUGUCCCCGUCCCAGCAGGACUUGGAGCUGUCGCUCGAGACGCUCAAUCAGCUGAUCCUGGACCUGGACCCCACCUUCACGCCCGUGCCCACGUGCACCCCCUUGUCCACGCUGCGGCGUCAGACUCCCACCCCGCUCGGUUCACGGGCGACCGAAGCGGGGUGCCACCCGGAGCACGUGCGGCUGCAGUGGCCUGCCCCGGGUUCGGAGGAUGAGCCGGACUUUGGGAAUGGUGGCCGGGACUUUGGGAAUGCCAGAAAUGCCUCCUCGACAGGUGGCAGCUAUAAGUCACCGGCGUCCGUAACCGGCAGCGCGGGCACGAGCGUGGGAGUGGGCAUGCCGGGAUUCUCCGAGCCGCCAACAAGGGAGGCGGGUGGGCGAGCGAAGCACGGAGAGACGGGCAGCGUUGGGUCGGCCACUUUUCCGGGGCACGGUGCCGGACCGACGGAGCGGAGCUGGGCUCAGCAAGGGGGUCCUCACUGGGAACAGACGGGGAUCGCGCAGCAAGGCAUCUCAACCAUGGAGGCAAGGGGCCGGCCUAUGCACAGACGCAACCUCAGCAACGGUCGCUAUGACAACCAGGAUGGCGAGCAAGGUGCCGAUGGCCUCAAUGGCAGCGCCGGCGAACAGAGCACCUAUCGGGCCACCGUGCGGUCACCAGUCCGAGCCAUCUCGCCAGAGGUGCGCAACAUCAUCGCCGCCAAUCCUGGAGGCCGUCCGCGAGAGAGGCACAUGCACAGUUACAAGGAGGCAUUCGAGGAGAUGGACCAAGACCCGGGCAGUCCACCUCCCCGUUCACCAGAAGCGCGUUCCCCGAUUGGCCUGGCUGAGACGCCGCUCUCUGCCCUCAAGCUCAAGCCCCACAAGCCCAUGGAGAUCCACGUCUCAUCGGCGCAGGACGUGCCUGACAGCGCCAUUCCCAGGUCCAGCCUCCCCGAGCCGUGGAGCUACGUGGAGACCGUGGCUCGGAACGCCGAGGCCGACGCCGCCAACGCGGGCCAGCGCACCUCCCCUUACCACUCCUCGCACGCCGAGCCCUACGCCGCGGCCGCCUGCGGCGAGCCUCGCCCAGACCCCGCCGCCUCCUGGUCGUCUCAGAGACGAGGCCCCGCGGCCGGCGCCACGCCUCGUGACAACGGCACGAAUGUUCAGUAUCCCGAUGGCCCCAUCGGUCUCCUCGCCAUCUCUGGCGCGCAGCAAGCGGGCGCCUACAGCGGGUACGGGGGCGUGCAGGACUCGCGGGCCAGGUCAGAGCAGGCGCGGCAGCACGGACCGUACGCCGGCCAACCGCCGCACGACCGGCACCGCGACGCUACGGUGACGCUGGCCCGUCAGCCGUCGCCAUGGGAGGAGACGUCUGGUUUUUCGGAUCCACGCGGCACCCCGUACUUAGAUGCCGGCUUCGGUGCAUACAGGGGUAACCAGGCAGGAGUACGUUACAACGGUACGGAAGACCCGGCCGCCGGCAAACAAGGAAAGCCCGAGCUGUACGCUUACGGGCCCAAUCAUGGAGCACAGCAGGGAGUGGCGUCCUUGCAGCCGGCUGGCAUCAGGACGGCCACGCCAGUGGACUUUCAGCAUGCAGCCCCGCAGAGCAUCCCGUUCAGUGGCAUGGAGGACAGAGCUGUUCCAGCUCAGAAGCAGCUCGGCCGGGCGGUCGAAGGUCAGGCUUCAUACGAAGACGCGAUGCGCACGGAUGCCAUGAGGCUGCACCCUCACCCAGUCAUCUCUGGCGUGGCCCACUAUGGCCGGAAAAGUGAUGAUGGAGGCCACGGUGGCUCAUCGCUCAGCUACGGAGGCCAAGGGCCUGGGUCCUCGAAUAUGUACGGAGUUCAGGCGGCCUCAGCUAAUCCAGGCAUCCUGCGGAGACUCCCAGGGUCGGAGAGCCCGGCGCUGUCGCACCAGAGCACGGGUGAGACUCCCGGGUUUGGUGACAGCGUCAGAGCUCUGGGCCCUGUGCCGCCAAGCCCCAGGCUGGUGGCUCGUGGCGUCCACACGUCCACGCCGCACGACGACUACCGGCGGCAGCACGCUCCGCUUUCGGGCCGGGAGAGCGGUGGCAGCGGACGCUCGUCGGUGAACAGCGCGCUGAGCUACGGCGCGGCGACGCCGUGCGCGUCGCAGAGUCUGACCUACGAAGCUGCAACGACGCCGCCGGCCAGCACCUACAGCCUCAACUACAGCACCUUUUCCACCACCUCGUACAGCCCAUCGGGCGAGCAGCAGCCGUUCGGGAUGUUGGGCGCGGCGGCCGCGGCUCACGCAACCCAAACCAGGUUGCCCCGAGGCUCCAACGAUGAGGGGCGGCCCGGGGAGACGUCCCCACCGCGCGGCUUCCCCGGUUGGGACGAGGGAGGUUCCCCAGAGGGACGCGGCGGCAGCGGCAGCGGCGGUCGGAGUGCGAUGCGGCUAUCGCCCGGCAACGUGAACGGGAAGUUGUCGACGUCGCCGCUGUCCAGCGGCCUCUCGAGCCCCGGGGGUUCGAGCACGCACAGCGCCGCUGCCUUCCCGCACUCGCUUCCCGAUCGGAGCCCCCCACACGGUUCCCCAGUCAGCCAAGAUGGGACUUUGGAGUCACCUGUGAACUUUGUGCAAGACACAUCCAAGUACUGGUACAAGCCCGACAUCUCCAGAGAUCAGGCGAUCACCAUGCUGAAGGGUCGGGACCCAGGAGCAUUCGUCAUCCGUGACAGCAGUUCCUUCCGUGGGGCCUACGGGCUCGCUUUGAAGGUGGCCACCCCACCAGGCCCCUCGCUGGACAGCAAGAAAGGUGACCCUGCGUCGGAGUUGGUCCGCCACUUUCUCAUCGAGUCGACCCCCAAGGGUGUGCGGCUUAAGGGCUGCUCCAACGAGCCGGUGUUUGGUAGCCUGUCUGCCCUCGUCUAUCAGCACUCAAUCACGCCCCUCGCCCUCCCGUGCAAGCUGCUCGUCCCAGAGCACGAUCCUCUGGACACCUCUUCAGUGAAUUCUGCCUCAGAACUCCUCAAGCAGGGUGCAGCCUGUAACGUGCUCUUCCUGGGCUCCGUGGAGAUGGAGUCGCUCACGGGGCCUCAGGCGAUUGGCAAGGCGACCGCUGAGAUCCUGGACAUGAAGCCACGGCCCGUGGCAACGACCGUGCACUUCAAGGUGUCGGCACAGGGCAUCACGCUCACCGACAACCAGCGCAGGCUAUUCUUCAGGCGUCACUAUCCAGUCUCGACAGUCACGUUCUGCAACGUGGAUCCAGAAACGAGGACGUGGGUGCAGGCGGAGGGCACUCCGGGAUCUCGGGUGUUUGGCUUUGUGGCCCGCAAGCCCGGCUCGUCCACCGACAAUCUUUGCCACCUCUUCGCCGAGCUCGACCCCGAGCAGCCGGCCGCCGCGAUUGUCAACUUCGUCUCGAAAGUGUUGCUCACUUCCCAAAAGCGCUAAGGGCGCCUCCUCCUCCCACGUCCUCCAUCCCUCCCUCCCUCCCUCCACCCCCACCUCCUACCUAUUCCCACCCGCGCCCUCCAGCAUGGAAUGUGCACGUGCUAACUACUCCUGCAUAAUAACCUUGCUUAUUAAGUGUAUUCGAGUUUACUAGUCUGCUUACUUGUAUCCAACACAUGAAGGCAUAGCGUAUGCAGGAUAUUACACAUCUGCUGUAAACUAGGGCCUCGCAUAUGGGCACGCACACUUAGUACGCAUACACGCACCUAGGUGCUCGUUCCGGGCAGAGGUGCGUUACGCUAUGCAGCGCGCACGCACGCACGCACGCGCGCCCUUGUGCUCAUGCAAACACGUUCGGCCAUGUGCACUCAGGUAUAUGUGCUGACCUGCGGAUACAUGUACACAGCGCACACCGGCAGAGGGUGUUCACACACCAAGCACAUUCAAAAGUGGGUCACGCACAAAGUCGAGUAACCUGAGAAACUCCAUUUUGCGCCCGCAUACCUCGUGGUUACGCCACACAUUUGACCGUAUUAUCGAUGUUUUAUUGUAAUUGUUAUUACUAAUGCGCGCUAAGAAGCCGAGAUUUCCAAAACUGCCAUAUAGCCGUAGAACCGCACUCAACGCUGUCAGUGCUCUGUUCUGGUACAGUCUCAAUAUUUUUUUUAACGUUCUCGUGAAAACACGAACCUACCAGGAACACCCAGUGCUCUCUCUCUCUCUCUCCACGGGAAAUCAUGCCAAAAAUGCCUUACGUGCCACACAUCGUGUCUGGUGGAAGGACGAAUUAAUGCUGUAGAUAUGGCGGGUUUGCCGGAAACAUGGAAAGCAUAUGUAAUUGGCGAUAGGUGCACCGAGUACGUUUUGUGUAAUAUCGGACUGUGGCAGGCAUGUGCGUCGUGUGGGAGCUAAGGUAUGUGUGUGACACAGGAUAAUGUGCGUGUAGUGAUGAGCUGAGAGGCUGUUUGAUUGAUGUUGGGAUAAGGUGUGCGUAUGUGAUGUUGGAAUAGCACGUCUGUGUGUGUGCGUGUGUGCACUGUGAUUUUGGACUACGGUGGGGUUCACUGGGUUUCUCCAGUUGUCAGGUCACCCAUGUGUGUCUUUUGUAGUGAACUGGGAAAGAUUUUACAUUGGAUUGUGAAGGUUUUCGAACAAAGAGAAGGGGGAUAAGAUGUGAUGGUUUAUUAGUGCUGAUGCAGAGAGCCAUAGAUUUUAAAGAUAGCGCGGUUUACUCACAUCGAAUGCCAGACUUUCAAGAUUUAAAGCCAGAGUUUGAGACAACCAGGUAGUAUUAAGGUAUAAAGCCAGUACAAGUUGGGUCUUGGUUGCGGUGUGUCUCUCCGCAUGGUGUGUCACUAAGAGCACGGCUCCGGAACACAGUGAGAGUCUCAAUAUAGCUUCUUCUUGUUUUAUUAUCAUGUGGUAGGAUUUAGCGAUUGUAGCUCAUACCUUUUGAAAGUGGACAUUGGGCAAGCAUACUGCAUGUUAGGACACCACCGCGAGAUCUCUCCAAACUCCCUAUGGGCCCAACGCCUAUAUUCACAAGCCAUGCAAAAAUGAUGUUAUAAUAAUGCAAUGCUUAAUGCGUGUACCCGGUUUGGGAUAGAAAGGGGAGAUUCUUCCACGGUGAUUGGCUUUGGUUGAACUCUACUUGGAAGCACGAGGAACAAGUCCAUUUGGAUGAGAGUCAGUGGUAGACAACACCCUGUCCUCUGUAUCCAGCGUUUCUCCCUGGCAUCCAUGGAGGCAUCGUGCCACACCGGAUGGCCACGAAUCUUUGUUCCCACAGAGGCAGUAAGCUGCCGCCCAUUGUGCAAUUCCAAAUAUCAAAUUAAACAACUGUGUCCUGAAUCACUUUUUUUUUACCAAUGAAAUAGCCUCAUAUUAUGUAAUUUCUGAUUAUUAUUUUAACUAAUACCCCUUCUGCUUUUGUUAAACAAAAAUGUAAGCCAAGGGUUGUAUGCAAUCACGUGUAAUCUGAAGUGCCUGAUUUAAUUCAACUAAGCAUUUUUUUUAUUGUUAUGAUAAGAAAACAGUGCCCGUGUUAAUUAACUUCGAUGAGCCAUUCGAUCGUUCACUCAACAUUCAACAGGUUGCGUAGACUUGAAGGCCCGGGAAGGGCUAGCUGCUUUACCGCUGCGCGCUCACGUUACUGUAUAUGUAUCAUCCAUGUAUGUAUCUGCAUAUUACAUAAUUUUAAUCCUGCACCAUUACUGAACCCAUGUACAAAUAUACGUAAUGUACUUUCAUAAAGACAUCAAUACCUUCUAUA